Molecule: messenger RNA, 581 nt
Organism: Botrytis fragariae
Lineage: Eukaryota; Fungi; Ascomycota; Leotiomycetes; Helotiales; Sclerotiniaceae
Exons: 3
Coding region: 80-316 (78 amino acids)
Source: RefSeq, a predicted model, not a curated record
CUUUACUACUUCUUCUCACAAAGCCACAACACAACACAACACAACACACUUCAAUCCAUCAGUCAAUCAAUCAACAACAAUGAAUUCCCAACAAACAACCGCAGUCAAGGGAGGAACCGGCAGCGUCGCUACUCCAGCCAACAACAUCAACUACAGACGUGGCUCUCAAGAAGGCACUCUCUUCUCCGGACUCCAGAAUCAAAAACGCUCAAGCAGUGAUGCAGCUUCAAAGGCUAGACGAGAGAGUUUUGCAGAGCAGGCUCCCAAAGCGGGAUUCGUGGGACAGAUGUGGAAUUCAAUUGUCAAGGGGCAGUGAGUGAGAAUGGUGUUUGAGGAUAUCGUGGGAGAACAGGGUGUGGGGAUAUCGAUACGGAUAUGAAUAUGAUUAGAACUAUGAGUGUGGAUGUGGAUGGGUUGGAAACUAGCACAGGCGUCAGGAGAACGAACGUACACCGGGUAGAAGAGGAGACAUAAGAUCGAUUUACAAUGAUAGCGGGCAUUUGUUGAUUGCUAGCGACGCAGUAGGAACGGUGUUCGGAUUUUGCGAUUGACAGAUGGGGAUGGAGGUGGAGAUGGUCGAU